This is a messenger RNA of Cheilinus undulatus (humphead wrasse), 2581 nucleotides long. RefSeq names its product acid-sensing (proton-gated) ion channel 1c (gene asic1c). Gene Ontology annotation, cellular component: membrane. NCBI's taxonomy places the organism in Eukaryota, Metazoa, Chordata, Actinopteri, Labriformes, Labridae. Bases 62 to 1540 code for a protein of 492 amino acids. The record is from RefSeq and is a predicted model, not a curated record. Gene Ontology annotation, biological process: sodium ion transmembrane transport. The transcript has 11 exons.
CUAAGCAAAGUCUUUAACCUGAAGUUCUUGGGGAGACAGUAUUGAGCGUCACUCUACAGCCAUGAAAGGAAGCUCAGAGGAAAGCAUUGAAAGCAUCAGGCCUUCCAACCUGCAAGCUUUUGCUAACAUUUCCACCUUACAUGGCAUGAGUCACAUAUUUGCCUAUGGGCACAUGACAUUCCGUCGCUUUCUUUGGACUCUUUCCUUCCUGGGUUCACUAAGCUUAUUGUUGCUGGUCUGCAUGGAUCGAGUGAUGUAUUAUUUGGAGUACCCUCACGUCACCAAGCUGGACGAGGUGGCAGCCACGAACCUCACCUUCCCAUCCGUUACCUUCUGUAAUCUCAAUGAGUUCCGCUUCUCCAAAAUCACCAGAAAUGACCUCUAUCAUGUGGGGGAGCUGCUGGCUCUCCUCAAUAAUAACUACCAAAUAGCCAACCCACACUUGGCUGAGCCUGAAGUGCUGGCUGCCCUAAAGGAUAAGGCAAACUUCCAGAACUUCAAACCCAAACUGUUCAACAUGACUGAUUUCUAUAACCGCACAGGUCAUGACAUCAAUGACAUGCUACUGCAAUGCACAUUUCGAGGAGAGGAUUGCUACGCAGUGAACUUCACCACAAUUUACACACGCUAUGGAAAAUGCUACACAUUCAACUCGGGCAACGACGGCAACCCUUUGUUGACCACAUUAAAAGGUGGCACUGGGAACGGCUUGGAGAUCAUGCUGGAUAUUCAACAGGAUGAAUACUUGCCUGUUUGGGGAGAGACAGAUGAGACCUCCUACGAAGCAGGCAUCAAGGUUCAGAUCCACAGCCAGGACGAGCCGCCCUUCAUUGACCAACUGGGAUUUGGUGUGGCCCCUGGUUUUCAAACUUUUGUGUCAUGUCAGCAGCAACUGCUUCAGUACCUCCCUCCGCCUUGGGGAGAUUGCAAGUCUACGCCCAUAGACUCUGAAUACUUCUCUACAUACAGCAUCACCGCCUGCCGCAUUGACUGUGAAACCCGGUACCUAUUGGAGAACUGCAACUGCAGGAUGGUUCACAUGCCUGGAACCUCGACAGUUUGCACACCAGAGCAGUACAAAGACUGUGCUGACCCAGCUUUAGACUUUUUGGUAGAGAAAGACAACGAUUACUGUGUCUGUCAGACCCCCUGCAACAUGACUCGCUAUGGCAAGGAGCUGUCCAUGGUUAAGAUCCCCAGUAAGGCAUCUGCUAAAUAUCUGGCUAAGAAAUUCAACAAAACUGAGCAAUAUAUCGGAGAGAAUAUUCUGGUCCUGGACAUCUUCUUUGAAGCUCUGAAUUAUGAGAAAAUUGAGCAGAAGAAGGCCUAUGAAAUCGCAGGGCUCCUCGGUGACAUCGGAGGCCAGAUGGGGCUGUUUAUCGGAGCCAGUGUUUUAACAAUACUGGAGAUAUUUGACUAUCUAUACGAGGUGUUUAAGGAUAAGGUUUUGGGUUACUUCAUGCGCAAGAAACGGCCACAGCGUUGUCAAAGUGACAAUCUGGUGUUCAUCAGCACAAUACCCCAUGAUCGUUAUCGAUAGAGGUAUUCUGGCCCACUCCUGGUGAGCAAACAUCUCCAGCUGUCUCAGGUUUGAAGGGUGCCUUCUCCAGACUGCAUGUUUCAGCUCCUUCCACAGAUGUUCAAUAGGAUUUAGAUCAGGGCUCAUAGAGGGCCAUCAGAACAGUCUAGUGUUUUUUUAACCAUCCUUGGGUGCUUUUGGCUGUGUGUUUUGGGUCUUUAUCCUGUUGGAGGACCCAUGACCUGCGACUGAGACCAAGCUAUCUGACACUGGGCAGUACAUUUCGCUCCAAAAUGCCUUGAUAGUCUUGGGCUUUCAUUGUACCCUGCACGGAUUUGAGACACCCUGGGCCAGUAGUUACAGUAGUUACAGUGUUCUUUUCUUUGUAUGCUUCAUUUUUGCAUCUGUGUAGAGCUAUGGCUUUCCAAAAAGCUCCAGUUUUGUCUCAUCUGUCCAAAGAACAUUCUCUUUAUGGCAUGUAAAUAUGCAUUUUGGUAAGUUCCAAUCUUGCUUUUUUUUAUGAUUUGCUUUCAACAGUGGAGUCUUCUUCUGUUGUCUUCCUUUAAGUCCACUUUGGCUCUAACAGCAAUGGAUGGUGCAUCCUGACACUGAUGUACCUUGACCUUGGAGUUCAACUCUAAUCUAUUUGGAAGUUGUUCUGGGCUCUUUGGUUACCAUUUGUAUUAUCUGUCUCUUCAAUUUGUCUUCUUGUGGCCACAUCCAGGGUGGUUGGCUGCAGUCCAAUGGACCUUAAACUCCUGAAUAAUAUGUGUACCUGUAGUUACUGGGACAUCAAGCUGUUUGGAGAUGGUCUUAUAGCCUUUACCUUUAACAUGCUUGCAUGUAUGCAUAAUUGUAUUUCUAAUAUCCUGGGACAACUGCCUCCAUAGCUUUCUGUGCUCUAUGUUCAGUGUGGUACACACCAUGAUGCCAAACAGCACAGUGAAUACUUUUCACCCUUUAAAUAGGCAGACUGACUGAUUACAAGUUUAAAGACACCUAUGCUGCUGUUUAAAGGACACACCUUAGUUGAAUGUGUAGCUAUGGUCAAAAUUAUUUCAC